Molecule: messenger RNA, 1476 nt
Organism: Aegilops tauschii subsp. strangulata
Lineage: Eukaryota; Viridiplantae; Streptophyta; Magnoliopsida; Poales; Poaceae
Product: SUMO-activating enzyme subunit 1A-like
Biological process (GO): protein sumoylation
Cellular component (GO): cytoplasm; SUMO activating enzyme complex
Molecular function (GO): SUMO activating enzyme activity
Source: RefSeq, a predicted model, not a curated record
ACCUCACUCGUUUCGUUCCCCAAUCUCCUCCUACCCGCGGCGGACCGGCGGCGAAGCGCGGAAGCCGGAAGGCCAGCACCGCGGCAGGCAAGAGACGGUGCUGCGCGAAGCAGCGGAGCCAGCGAACAGGCUCAGGAUCCGGGUGUUUCGUGCGAUGGGCGGCGACAGAGGCACAGAGGAAGAGCUGACGGCACAGGAGACAGCACUCUAUGACCGUCAGAUCCGCGUCUGGGGUGUUGAUGCUCAGAAGAGGCUAAGUAAAGCACAUGUGCUUGUGUGCGGCGUGAACGGUACUACUAUUGAGUUCUGCAAGAAUAUUGUUCUAGCAGGAGUUGGCAGUUUAUCCUUGAUGGAUGAUCACAUAGUCACUGAGGAUGAUCUCAGUGCAAACUUCCUAAUUCCUCAUGAUGUAUGUAUGCAUGGUGUUAGCUCACGAGCUGAGGCUUGCUGCGAGUCCUUGAAAGAUUUCAAUCCAAUGGUCCGAGUUGCUGUCGCAAUAGGUGAUCCAUCACUAAUUGAUGAAGGAUUCGUUGACAGGUUCGACAUUAUUGUAGUUAGCUGUGCAUCUCUUAAAACAAAGUUGUUCAUUAAUGACAACUGCCGGAAGAGAAGCAAGCAUAUUGCCUUCUACUCUGUAGAGUGCAAGGAUUCUUGUGGUGAAAUAUUUGUUGAUUUGCAGAACCAUAGUUAUCUUCAGAAGAAGCCUGGAGGCGAACCUGAACAGCAGGAGUUGACAUAUGCUAGCCUGCAGGAAGCUAUUUCUGUGCCCUGGAAGAAUCUGCCCAAGAAAACAACUAAAUUGUACUACGCCAUGAGAGUCCUGGAAAGUUAUGAAUUAUCUGAAGGGCGCGAGCCUGGUGAGACAACACUUUCUGAUCUACCUGCAGUUUUGGCUCAGAGGAAGGAUAUGUGUGAUAGAAUGUCUUUAAGUGAGUCUCAAAUUCCUACGGCUCUCCUGGAACGGCUUUUAGCAGCUGGAAAGAAGGAACAUCCUCCUGUAUGUGCAAUCCUUGGUGGCAUUCUUGGUCAGGAGGUGAUUAAGUCAAUAUCUUGUAAGGGCGAUCCAAUCAAGAAUUUCUUUUAUUAUGACGCAGCUGAUGGUAAAGGGAUCAUGGAGGACAUCCCCCCAACUCCCGUAGAGCAAUUCGCGUGAUGCCUAGCUUGCAUUGGUCAUUAAUCGCUGAUUAUUGUACCCAAGCAUUAGAGACGAGCAUGUGACAACUUCUUAUCGUGGCCGAGGCAGAAAACUCAUAUUACCUCCGUCCCAAAAAAUUGUCUAGAUAUGGAUAUAUCUAACACUAAAACGUGACAAUCUAAGACAAGAAUUUUGGGACGGAGGGCGUACCUAACAUUUUGCAUUGGCAACCCAGUAUUGCAUUGAACAGAAUUCACAUUCUCUUGAUCUCCCCUGAACAAUUUUAAAGCUGAAAUCAGCCAGAUUUUCGUUCUCGUUGAAUGAUGAAAUGCUUUAUUUUC